Messenger RNA from Condylura cristata (star-nosed mole), 1932 nucleotides. RefSeq names its product chromosome unknown open reading frame, human C8orf34 (gene CUNH8orf34). NCBI's taxonomy places the organism in Eukaryota, Metazoa, Chordata, Mammalia, Eulipotyphla, Talpidae. The record is from RefSeq and is a predicted model, not a curated record.
CGCCGCGAGGAGAACGCGAUGUAUGAGUUCUCUCCUCGCCUCAGAGUUGUCUGAGUUCGCGGUGCGGUGCCUGGGCUUCCGGCUUUCGGCGCCCCACGCGCUCCUGGUUCCCGGGUUGCAGCCACGCCGGGCUGAGUCGGCCACGCCAGGGAAGCAGAGGCUCGGGAGGUCUCUUGGCCCCAGUCCCAAGAAGAGGAGGCUCGUCCCCCUGCGAGGCUUCGGCCGGCCGUGCGGUCUUCCCUCACUCUCUGUGGCCCCAUCUGUUUUGAUGGCGUCUCAUCAGCAAUCCCGGAUCCAGGCUUACCUGGAGAAGAACAAGAUCGGCCCCUUGUUUGAGGAAUUAAUGACCAAAUUAAUAACUGAGACACCUGACCAGCCAAUCCCAUUUCUCAUUGACCAUCUUCAGUCCAAACAAGGAAAUCGUGGACAACUUCAAAGAACUUUCUCUGGAUCUGCAGCCCUCUGGGCAGAAAGUGAAGAACAUAAAGGAACAAGAAGAGAUUUCAGAAACUAUGAUAAACCUUGGCAAUUAAAUGCAAAGAAGCCUAAGAAGUCAAAAAGUGACCUUGCUGUGUCUAAUAUUUCUCCACCAUCACCAGAAUCUAAAUCAUUGCCAAGGUCAGUAGAGCAUCCUAAAUGGAACUGGAGGAAUAAAUCAGGAAACCGUGAUUUUGAUGAAUUGAACCACAUCCUUCAAGAGAGCAAGAAACUGGGAAAAGCCCUAGAGAAUCUCUCUCGAAGUAUUGCGAUUUCAGAUGAACUUGAUAAGGAAACAAUGGCAUUUAAUUCUUCUCUUCUGAGACCCCGAGUGAUUGGAGAGUGGAUUGGUCGAGAAGAGAAUGAUGCUGAUCCACUAGCUGCUGAAAUGCUGCAGCCGCCAAUUCCCAGAAGUAAAAAUGAGCAAUGGGAAAGUGAAGAUAGUGCCUCUAGCCCUGCAGGAAGUUUAAAGGUGGAGCCCAAGAGUAAAGGAUUAAAGCAACAGCAACAGCAACAUAAGAAACUUCUGGCAGCAAUGCUUUCUCAAGAUUCCUUUGAGUCUGUCCACAGCCCCACCCCAUCUGUAACAGAAGAAGAUAUUGACAAUGAAGAUGAUGCAAUGGAAUUGCUGGAGGACCUUGAUGAUUUAAGAAUGGAGGGAGUAACUACCCUGGUACCUUCUGGGAGCAAAUUUAACCAAGGCCGUGCUACUUACUCUGCUGAACCUCAGGCCAAGGUCACAUUGAACAUCUGCUCAAGGUGUGCCAGGCUUCAGGGAGAUAAUCUGGAAGAAAGGUCAGAAGAAACAUCACAAAUACUUCAUUCUCCAGAUGAAAUAAUCCCGGAUUCUCUGGAUUCUCUACCUGGGACUGAAGAAGCACUUAUGGGAGAAGGUAACAAGUUUGAAAAGGUGUCUAGGUUAACCGGACCUGGAGAAGCCUCCAGUGGAGGACAGUCAUUGAAAAACUACAUGGAAGAAGAUGAAUCUUUAAAGCAACUGCAGGUAGUUCAUCAACCCUGGAUCUUGCCAAGUGACACAGAAAGUGAAGGAGUGGAAGCAGAACAAGAUAAACGUUCUGCUGAUCUUCUUCUUUGUGUCCCAUGCUCUUCUUGUCCUGCACUGGUCUACUCUGGUCUGUGAAGCAGGCAGAAGAAGUUGCAAGUGGUCCUUAAAAUCCUUAUUAUUCAAAUCCUUAUGCAAUUAAAAUUUUAUUUAUUAUGUAUAGUGAUUUAGAGAAUGGUUAUUUUUAUAUUAAUAAUAAUAAACAAGUACUGUGUAAGAAGGAGGUGUGAAAGAGUGUAAUUAAAAAAAAAAACCUUGGCAAAGGAUUCUGGAGAGGUCAGGAUACCUACCUGUUCCCCAGACUGAUUACUUUCUACCUACCCAUUAAGAUUACUAUUUGAUACAUGAAAUAUUGCCUGAUUCAAAUAAAUUUGCUUAAAAUUUUUGUGUAU